Durusdinium trenchii is the source of this 2196-nucleotide messenger RNA. NCBI's taxonomy places the organism in Eukaryota, Dinophyceae, Suessiales, Symbiodiniaceae. The record is from the annotation of a GenBank genome assembly.
AUGGCACGUGGCCUGCUGGAUGCCUUCAGAAAGCCUGAUUUUAACGUGGCUGCUUUUGUGCGGGAUGCUGGGCAGGGCGAUGAUACCUCCCGUUUGUCACAACAACUUCAAGAUGCGGCAGUGACCUUGGAAGAGGACCUCCGACGAGAGAUUGCUGCGUGCCACGAGGAGCUGCUGCUGUGUGCCAGUAGCAUCAAUGACCUCGACGGCCAAUUGGGUGAAGCACAUGAUAUCGUUGGAGCGCUGAAAACUUCAGUUGCUCGAGUUCGAGGCGAAAUAUUGGAGCCUUUCCAAGACAUCAAGUGGAAAGUUGAGCUACUGGAACGAAUGCAGGCGGUCAAUGUGCUAAUUCGCAGGGUGGUUCGUUUCCUUUGGGAUGCCAGGAAGCUACGAAGUCAGAUGGACGCUCCUGGAAAGGACUUUUCAAAGGCAGCACACACCUUGCAUGAAUUGGAGCUGCUAUUGCAGGAAAGUGGUUUGGACAAGGUGGACAUUUUGAGGGCUGAAGUCUUGUGGAUCCGCGAUGUGAGCGCGAAAGUGCGCCGCCAAUCGGAGGAGGACUUGAGAACUGGAACCCGACAAGGCAACCACAUUGCUUUGAGUGUUGCCCUGCAGGUGUUCUUCAACCUGCAAUGUCUUUGGCCAAUGCUAAAGAAGCUUCUCACGGAGCUUCUGGAAGAGGUGAGGCAAGCACCCCUUCCUGCGAGCUCCGGCUUUCACCAGGCGCUUGAAGUGAACCUGCAGGUCUUGGUUGCGCAAACGCAGCGUGUGCAUGCAUUAGAUGAGAUCGUCCAGGCAAAAGCAGAUCCCGUCACUCACAAGAGCUUCCAAUCAGUUCUGGAGGCUUCCAAUGUUAGCUCUCUAACGAGCCAUUUCUGGGCAGAGGCUGCAGGUGUCUUCAAGGCCAAGUUUGCCAAGGUGUGCCAGGACCGAGCCUUCCGUGCUAAGGCGGUGUCCGAUUGCCCCAAGGUCCUGCAGAGCUUGGUCUCAGCUGUGGAGAAACUGGGCCGCGGCAAGGUCAUGAAGGCACAGGAACGUGAGACCCUCUUUCAGUCGGCUGCGGAGCUGAGGAAUGAAUAUUUGGGAGAAGCAAUCAAGAGAAUCACAGAGCCAGUUGAGAUUAUGCUUCCAGACAAGUUGCUCUCAUCUCUCAGUGCUUCUGGUGAGCGCAUCACCGGCGAAGCUGCAGCAACAGAUGAGCUGCCAACGAUGCACGAUUUGCGCCGCUACGUCCAACUCCUUGUCACAGAGUUGGAGAGGGUGGAAUCCUGCCCAGAGCUGCUACUGAAGGAAAUCGUUCGCAGUGUGCGGAGUUCUGUUUUGUUCUUUGCCACUCGCUUGGAGCAGGUGGUGGACUCUUCAACGGAUAUCCAAUGCCUGCGCACUGAAGAUGGUCGACUACAGCUGAUCUCCCCUCCUCCUAUGCCAGCUGCAGGCCAUGCUCGCAAUGCGCGUUUAUUUGGCAUUGCCCACCACACUCUGAAUGCUCUCCGGGAGCUGGUACCACAACGCUUUCACCAUGCGGUUCUCACUGAACAGGUACAAAGCACCUUGAAACAAACUCAGGCUGCUGUUGUGACGCCGAUCUUUGGCAGCUUGCAGAAGAGCUUCACGAAGGCCGCUGUAGGCAGCUCUGCGGAGAAGAACGCAGUGUGCCAAGCAGCAAACCACUUGAGCCGUUACUAUUUCUCACUUUUUGGAGCUGGACAACUGCAGAGUUACAUCAAGGACUUCUGUGGCUUUGCAGUGCGAUGUUUCCUCUCUGCUGCUGCCUUGGUGAAGCCAUGUGGUGCCCCAGAAAGGAGUGUUUUAGUUAAGGACUUGGAGGUGCUUGAAGCGAUGCUUGCUACGCUAGAUGCUGACUAUCAGUCACGCAUCAGAUAUGAAGCUUCGGUAUUGAAUGAAUUCAAGAAGUUGCUGGCUAUUCCGGCAGACGGUUUAGAUUUGGAGGAGCUGACCAAUGUGAUUCCGAUGCAUUUGCUGCUGACCUACUUAGUGCAUCAGAUAGAGGCCCCGAGCCUGCCAGACUCCUUGAGGCUUAGCAGGGCAGCAUACCUGGAGGCGGAAGCUUUGCCACUCUGGGAGGAGAAAGCUCAGGCGCUAGACACUUUCAAGGUCAAUGUGGUGAACCUUUCAGACCAGUGCGAUCCCAGCAAGUCUCCAUUGAUCGCCUUCAUCCUUGCGAAGACCCGUUGA